Episyrphus balteatus (marmalade hoverfly) is the source of this 2462-nucleotide messenger RNA. RefSeq names its product cAMP-dependent protein kinase catalytic subunit 3 (gene Pka-C3). Gene Ontology annotation, biological process: protein phosphorylation. Gene Ontology annotation, molecular function: protein serine/threonine kinase activity; ATP binding. The record is from RefSeq and is a predicted model, not a curated record. The transcript is spliced from 8 exons. NCBI's taxonomy places the organism in Eukaryota, Metazoa, Arthropoda, Insecta, Diptera, Syrphidae. The coding region runs from base 663 to 2024 and encodes 453 amino acids.
ACGUCGCGCAGUGCAGAUACAAAGCUAUCUCUUUAUAGCUUCGUGGAAACACAGAAUCUUUAUUUUUUGAACUUUUUGGAUAAUUUUAUCUCAACAUAAAAAAUAUACUUUUUGUAUCUUUGUUUGUUUCUCGAGGAAUGAAUGCGUAGGACUUUUUUUCAAGUGCGGGGUUAUUUAAUACAAAAAAAAAAAUUUUUUUAGAUACUUUUUUUGGAAUAUAAAAAGAAGAUCUCCAAAACCGGAAAGUCGUUGAUGUUGCAAAACGGUUACAGUUUAUUUUUUUGUUCAUAGUGUCUCCUCCUGGUGGUGGAGUUGUAAAAUAAAAAAAAAAAAUAUUAAAUUUGAAAACAAAUUCAAUACCUCUCCUGUGGUGUGUGGAUACGUGAGAAAAGUAUCUUAAAUUCAAUUUCCACAAGCUUAAUAGGAAUAUUGGAUAAAAAUCUUUGCAACGAAAUUGAGUGUGUUUUUUUUUUUGUAUAUUGUUUGGGAUAUUGCGUGGAAGUAAUUUUUAUUUCUUUUGCCAAAAAAAAGUUGAUUUAUUUGUCAAGAGAGCAACAAAAAAAAUAUACCUUUUUUUUGUGCCCCUGGACGACGACAAAAAAUUUUGAAUCAAAGAAAAAAAGAUCCUUCCGGUAAAAAACUGCUGAACUACUAUACCAAUCAUGUCAACAACAACCUGUUCCCGUUUGCGUCCAAUGAUGUCCUCAACUACCAGUACAAGUAAUAGUAGCAAAUCCAAUAACAAAGAUACAUCACUAACUACACUCACCGUUAGUUCGUUACGCAAUGGCGGCGGUGUGGGUGGCGGUGGUGGUGGCGGUAGUAGCAUAGGAUCCAGUGAAUCCUCAGAUCCUCUCGAAUCCGAUUACAGCGAAGAAGAUGCUGAAGUCGAAGAGGAAGAUGCCGAAAAUGAAGAUGAAGAACAAACUGAAGAUGAAGUUGAUGAUGAUGAUGAUGAUGUUAAUGAUGAUGAUGAUGAGGAAGAGGAUGUCGAUGAUGGCAAUGAGACAGACGAAGACAGUAGUGAGAGUAAUACAGAAAGUAGCAGUGUGGAGACAGCUAAGGGCGUUCGACAGUAUCAUUUGGAUGAUUUUCAAAUAAUCAAAACAGUUGGAACUGGCACAUUCGGAAGAGUAUGUCUAUGCAAGGACAAACAAACAGAAACAUAUUGUGCGAUGAAGGUCCUGGCAAUGGCUGAUGUGAUACGUCUUAAACAAAUCGAUCAUGUUAAGAAUGAAAAGAAUAUUCUAUCAGAGAUUAACCAUCCAUUUGUUAUAAGUUUACAGUGGUCAACAAAGGACGAUUGCUGUUUGUAUAUGUUAUUUGAGUAUGUGUGUGGAGGAGAGUUGUUUUCAUAUUUAAGAAAUGCUGGACGUUUUAGUAGUCAAUCGGCGAAUUUUUAUGCCGCCGAAAUAAUUUUAGCCUUAGAGUAUUUACAUUCACUGCAAAUCGUAUAUCGUGACCUGAAACCUGAAAAUUUACUUAUCAAUCGUGAUGGCCAUUUGAAAAUCACCGAUUUUGGAUUCGCUAAGAAACUUCGCGAUCGCACAUGGACCCUGUGCGGCACCCCUGAGUAUUUGGCUCCAGAGAUCAUUCAAUCAAAAGGACACAAUCGAGCCGUAGACUGGUGGGCACUAGGUGUCCUCAUCUACGAAAUGUUGGUUGGCUAUCCUCCCUUCUAUGAUGAUAAUCCAUUUGGUAUUUAUGAAAAGAUUCUUGGUGGUAAAAUCGAAUGGCCCCGCCACAUGGAUCCAAUUGCGAAAGACUUGGUAAAAAAAUUACUUAUCCAGGAUAGAACCAAACGACUGGGUAAUAUGAAGAAUGGUGCGGAGGAUGUAAAACGACAUCGAUGGUUUAAGAAUAUUAUUUGGAAUGACGUCUUGAAUAAAAAAUUAACGCCACCAAUAAUGCCCGAAGUCACAUUCGACGGUGACACAAGUAAUUUUGAUGAAUACCCCGAAACGGAUUGGAAACCAGCCAGGGCUUUAGACCAAAGCGACAUGCAGCUGUUUAAUGACUUUUAAAAAUAUAUAUUCACAUAAAAACAAAACAAAAAAAAUACUUUGAAUAUAUAAAAAAAAAAAAAAUUGAACCAAAAAUAUUAAAAUUUAAAAAAAUUUGUGAUCGAUCGCACCUGAGGUAGUUUUUUUGGGGAAAGGGGGGAGGACCUACGUUUAUAAUGUAUGUUUUUUGGGUUUAAUGGACGAGUAGAUAGCAUGCCGCAGGAUCUCGCCAUUUUAGCCAUUCAGCAUCUUUCUAUCCUUUUGUGAAUAAAUUAUUAUUAUUUUAUUUUAAUUUUAAGAAGAAUUUUAAUAUUUACAUUUAUAUAUUAAAAUAUUUUUGAAUAUAAGUUGUUUUUAAGUUUUAUUUAUUUAAUAAUUUUAAAUAAAAACAAAAAUAAAAAAAAAAUGUCCAUGCACGAUUUAAUUAAAUUUAUUUAGAUGUUUUUAAUAUUUUGUAUU